This is a messenger RNA of Rhopilema esculentum, 1421 nucleotides long. RefSeq names its product NADH dehydrogenase [ubiquinone] 1 alpha subcomplex subunit 9, mitochondrial. NCBI's taxonomy places the organism in Eukaryota, Metazoa, Cnidaria, Scyphozoa, Rhizostomeae, Rhizostomatidae. The record is from RefSeq and is a predicted model, not a curated record. Gene Ontology annotation, molecular function: protein-containing complex binding. Gene Ontology annotation, cellular component: mitochondrion.
AUUAUUGGGGUCUCGUAUUCAAGAAAGAAUUGAAUCGAGGUUUCUGCUAGGCCUUCAACAUCAAAGCCCACCUAGAGAAGGUGUACUGUUCUUCGAUGUGAUUAGAAAUCGUCACAAUGUUGGCUGCAAGAGCACGCAGUUUAGUGCGUUUUGAUGUCUAUGUGCCAAUUAUAUCAGAGACAGCUGUGCAAAAGAGACAUGCAAGUUCUCAAGAUUUUCAUCCGAAGAGAGGUCCUGGAGGUCGAUCAUCAUUUAAUGGCGUUGUUGCAACUGUUUUUGGCUCAACUGGGUUUCUUGGGAGAUACACUGUCAAUAGAUUAGCACGAUGUGGCACCCAGCUUAUUGUUCCAUACAGAUGCAUGGAGGAUUAUCUUAGACAUUUGAAGCCAAUGGGUGAUAUUGGACAAAUUAUGUUUAAUAAUUUCCACCUUAAAGAUGUCCCUUCAAUUGAGAAAUGCGUGCAGUUUUCAAACGUUGUUGUCAAUCUUAUAGGGAAAGAGUUUGAAACCAAGAAUUUCUCGUUCCAUGAUGCUCAUGUAGAAGGUGCUGCAGCGAUUGCCAAAGCUGCCAAAAAUGCUGGCGUCAAACGUUUCAUUCACGUGUCUGCACUGAACGCUGCAACGAAUUCUCCAUCAAAAUUUCUGCAAACCAAGGCACAAGGAGAGCGCGCAGUCAAGCAAGAAUUUCCAGAGGCAACAAUCCUUCGACCAGCAGAAUGUUAUGGACACGAAGACAAAUUUCUCAACAUGUAUGCAUACCUCAGAAAUCUCCCGUUUGGUCAGCCUCUUAUUGAUAAUGGCAUGGAAACAAAGAAGAGACCAGUAUUGGUUGCAGACGUUGCUCAAGCUAUUGUGAAUGCAGCGCUGGAUGAAUCUGCUGCAGGAAAGACUUACGAGCUUUAUGGACCAGAAGAAUAUUAUCUUCAUGAUAUCGUUGAAUAUGUUUACAAAAUUAUCCGCAAGCCAUUCAGACCCUACAAGAUUCCUGAAAAUAUUUACAAAAUGGUGGCAUAUUUUCUUGAACAGUCAAUAUUUGAUCCACGAAUGACCAGAGAUAAAGUAACAAGGCACUACCUUAGUGACCAAAUCAGCUCACAUAUUAUGUCGUUUGAAGACCUCGGAAUCAAGCCAGCUACAAUUAACGAGGCUGCCAUCAGCAUGCUUAGAAGACAUCGUGACAUGAUGCACUACGAUGAUUCUCAUACUGAAGACGAGUUUUGCAAGCCCACUAGUGCGUACAAUUGAUUUUUAAGACGUGUUUUCUCCCCACACAGGUCACGUGCUCUUCUUGGUUAAGUUUUGUAGCAUUACGUUGUGAAAUUUAGAAUUAUCGAAUUGGAUGAAAAGAUUGCUAUGUAUAAAAGACUGUUAACGAGAUCUGUUUGCUUUUUACAUUGUUUCAUUGAUAAUAUUCAGAAAUGC